AUGGUGUUUCGCAAAAAGCCCCGCAAGAAGCGAGAGAAGAGUCGAAGCAGUUCUUCUCCUUCUCAGUCCAGGGAACGUGAGGACGGUGACGAAAUCAUAUCCGGUCAGGAUGCAAGUGGAGAGGCACCUGAAAGUCCUCCAGAGCCUCAAGCCGCCCCCGAGCCACUGUCACUUGCUUCGGCUGCAGACCAGCCGACAGAGUUUCAGUCGCGCCUGCUGGAGCAACUCGUCCUGCUUCGUCAACAGAUUUCGUCUCAGCAAGAAGAAAUGCGAAAACAGCAGCAGCACCAGCGCGAAUGGGAGAAGGCGCAAGAGGAGCGCCUCGCGGGAGUGUGGACAGCUCAGACGACGAGACGCCCGGAAAGGAUUGAAGAUGAAGAAGCGUCGAGGGACGGAGCGAGAAAGGACGGCAAGCAACCUGGAGAGGAAGCUGCGCAGGGAGAGCAGGAAGCGACAGAAACCACCGGAGACGAAAUCAAACAAGGAGAAGAGAGAAGAGAACAGGGGAGAAAAGAAGAAGAAAAAAGAAGUGAAAGGGAGGAGAACUUGGUGGCGAAGGUCAAAAUGUUAGAGGAUCAGCUGAAGGCGAUGCAAGAGAAGGAGAGAGAUAGAAGAGAUGAGGAAACUCGAAAACAAAGCGAGACGGGAGAAAAGAGUGACGAAGCUGAGAAAAGAGAACACGGACAAGAACAACUCCUGACAAGGCUGCAGUUCUCAAUUGCCUACUGUUCUUCCUUCGAACUUCCCUAUACACCCGAAAUGCUUGUACCGGAUAAGGCGCGAUCCGUCGGAAAAGGGUGGCGUUCUGCUCCACGCUGUACAUACCCCCAGGAGAUCGGCCUCGCUCUGGAGAAGCCCGCGCAAAUCAAGUUUCUUCAGUUGCUUUCGCACGAGUCGAAAAUUCCUAGGAAAGUUGAACUGUGGGUUUCUCCUACAGAUAUCCGUUCUCUUCCUUCUUCGUCUGCUUCCGCUUCUCCCUCAACAGCUUCCUCUUCGUCCGCGUCUUCCGCGUCUUCAUUUUCGACUUCUGCUGCUUUGCGCGAGGCCUACCAGCGCGCGUCGUUUACUCGGCUUGGAUACCUGCGUUUCAGCGGAAACGCCGUGUCUCGCUACCGCGCGCGAGAGUUGAAGAGCGUGAAUUUGCCUCACUUCACAGAGUGUUUCUUCAUCAAGCUGGUGUUUGUUGGUCCGCACUGCACGCCUGAAGUUAAUCCAAGUUUUCAAGUGAGCUUGAUCGCCGUGAACUGCUUGGGUCGUUGA
This is a messenger RNA of Toxoplasma gondii ME49, 1260 nucleotides long. RefSeq lists its product as hypothetical. The coding region runs from base 1 to 1260 and encodes 419 amino acids. The transcript has 6 exons. The record is from RefSeq and is a predicted model, not a curated record. Lineage: Eukaryota; Apicomplexa; Conoidasida; Eucoccidiorida; Sarcocystidae. Gene Ontology annotation, cellular component: cilium.